This is a messenger RNA of Cladocopium goreaui, 1422 nucleotides long. The record is from the annotation of a GenBank genome assembly. NCBI's taxonomy places the organism in Eukaryota, Dinophyceae, Suessiales, Symbiodiniaceae.
UGACCCGUGUUGAGUGCUUCAGACAUUUUUCAUGACAUAGAAGACGAUCAUGUUCACCACGCACCUGUUCAUCACCAUCGCCAAUGCUGCUCAAUUAUAGCUCACAGUUUCUCUGCUUCGAGCAUCGCAUUCCUCAUUCUCAUUCCAUAGAUCCAUAGUCUGUACCGCACCGCUUGCGCGAUGGGCUUGUCGCGGUACAUCGAAUAUUUGGUUCUUACUUGCCUCGGAUGGGCUCCUCUCCUUGCUGUGGUGACCUACAAGCACGCCUGCAGCAAGCCAUGCUAUUACAUUCAUCAUGUUUGGACUGAAAAAUUGCCCGCAACCACUGCAGCAAAAUUACAACUCAAAAACUCAAGUUUUCUGUCGAGGUCUCCAGCCCUUAUAUCUGUUGAGAAUGGUGGCAACUUCUCGGCUCUACAUCCCCAAGGCACUUGGUGGGGGCUCAUGCAAACCUAUCCGCCUAUCCUCGAUUCGAUUUGGUCAGCAUCUGAUACCAAAGAGUUUCCCAACCCGGCGCACGUCAACGAGCUUGUAUGCGAAACAGACAACGUCCGGAAGCAGAUUGAGGAUAAUCGGGACAAGGGCUGUGCCACUACUGUCUACCUUUUUGUCCUCGUCAUGUGGACUCUGAUGAAACUUGCCCAUGACUGGGCUUUGCUGGCAGAUGUAGCAGAAGACUUUACACUACCGAUCGACUGGCUUUCGUGGGCUUUUCACUUGCAGGAAUCCUUGGUAGCCAUUCGCUGGGCCGCUGCUGCGACCGGUGUUUUUGUCUCCAGAGUGCCUGAAGGUAAUGGUGCUUGGUAUUACCAACUGCAGCCUUUCCCAACUUUGACGGCCUUGGGUGCGGCGCUUUUGCUGCUAUACUUUAGUCAUGUGAAGAUGAACAACUUGGUCCUAUCCCUUGUGAACUACUAUUGCAAAAUAUUCAACGUGCCAUACGGGGCAGUUAAGGGCAUAGCUGCGUCGCAGCCUUUGCUGACCAAAGGAUUGCAUGGAGAUUCCAUGUUCUACCUGCACCUGCACCACAUCAGCAGCUUGAAUGUCGAAACCGGAAAACUGGCUGUCAGCCAAGCUUGGUCUUUGGCCCCCGUGGUGUUCCUCAAACUUGCUACUCUGCUGGCAGCUGCUGCGACUCUGGUCAUCGGUGGCGCUUUGGCAGCUUCUGUGCUCGUUACUGUGAUACAGGAGGCUCUUUCAGACUGGCGCAGUCUUCGGGCCAUUGACAAGCUCACAGUAUCUGCUCAACUUCUCCUUUCUACUGCAUUGCUUCUGUUGGCGUUGAGCACGUCUGGUGGGGCCUGGAACAUAACUCAGGGCAACGUUUGCGUUUGCCCAUGGUUGCCCGGGCCUCAGCACAUCCUGAUCAGCCGAAGAGCUACGCAAGCGGUGCUUGUGGACCUGAACUUCCGUAUGCGCUGA